Messenger RNA from Papaver somniferum (opium poppy), 2580 nucleotides. RefSeq names its product vacuolar-sorting receptor 1-like. Lineage: Eukaryota; Viridiplantae; Streptophyta; Magnoliopsida; Ranunculales; Papaveraceae. Gene Ontology annotation, molecular function: calcium ion binding. The transcript is spliced from 12 exons. The coding region runs from base 382 to 2271 and encodes 629 amino acids. The record is from RefSeq and is a predicted model, not a curated record.
UUAAUAUUAACACGUUUCAAGAACAUCCAAAUUUUCUUUUGUAUUCCUUACCUACUAAGUUACUCUUUAACUUAUUAUAUCUCCUGCUUGAAUCGUACUUCAAUUCAUAAACAACUUCGAAUUUCAAAUUCAUAAACAACUUCGGAUUUAUAGUAAUAUAAGUACAUAUCUAUCUGAUGGAUCUUCCAUCUGUAUUGAUUUUACAGAGGAGAAACCGUUUUAAUGAUCUGGGUUUUGUUGAUUACUAAGUUUUACAAUCUGGGUGCUUUGAAUUAUUGAAUUAGUUGAUCCGGGUUGUGUUAAUUUUGUGAUUUUGAGUAAAAAAAGGUGAAGUUUUUAGUUUGAUCACUAAGUUAUUGGUGUUGACUUGAAUUGACAAGGAUGAAGGAAAAGCUAGGGUUUUGUUUGUUUAUCUUGGUAUUGAUUUUGGGAAUUAGUUCUUGUCUUGGUAAAUUUGUGGUAGAGAAGAACAGUUUAAGAGUGACUUCACCUGAAUCAUUGAAAAGUGUUUAUGAAUGUGCAAUUGGAAAUUUUGGGGUUCCUCAAUAUGGAGGAACUUUGGUUGGUACAGUGGUUUACCCCAAAGCAAAUCAAAAGGCAUGCAAGGAUUUUAAGGAGGUUGAUUUAUCAUUCAAAUCCAAACCAGGGGGACUUCCUACUUUUCUUUUAGUUGACAGAGGAGAUUGUUUCUUCACCUUGAAGGCGUGGAAUGCACAGAAUGGUGGUGCGGCAGCAAUUCUCGUAGCAGAUGACAGGGAUGAACCUCUGAUCACAAUGGACACCCCUGCAGAAGAAAAUGCUAAUGCUGAUUAUCUACAAAACAUUACUAUCCCCUCAGCGCUUGUUAGCAAAACUUUUGGUGAUACCAUCAAGAAUGCUCUAUCGAAAGGGGAAAUGGUUAAUAUAAAUUUGGAUUGGAGAGAAGCACUCCCCCACCCUGACGAGCGUGUUGAGUAUGAAUUGUGGUCAAACAGUAAUGAUGAAUGUGGACCCAAGUGCGACAGCCAGAUUGAAUUCAUAAAGAACUUCAAAGGAGCGGCUCAGGUUCUCGAGCAGAAAGGUUAUACUCAGUUCACCCCACACUACAUCACUUGGUUCUGCCCUGAAUCUUAUCUGCUGAGCAAACAGUGCAAAUCACAGUGUAUCAAUCAUGGGAGGUACUGCGCUCCUGAUCCUGAACAGGACUUUAGUAGAGGAUAUGAUGGGAAAGAUGUAGUUGUGCAAAAUUUACGGCAGGUUUGCUUGCAUAAAGUUGCUAAUGAAGUUGGUAAACCAUGGAUUUGGUGGGAGUAUGUAACUGAUUUUGCAAUUCGCUGUCCAAUGAAAGAGCAAAAAUACACAAAGGAAUGUGCAGAUCAAGUUAUCCAGUCUUUGGGUCUCGAUCUCAAGAAGAUAGAUGAAUGCAUAGGAGAUCCAAAUGCAGAUGUUGACAAUCCUAUACUGAAAGCAGAGCAAGAUGCACAGAUCGGCAAGGGUGAUCGUGGAGAUGUAACUAUAUUACCCACUCUUGUAAUCAACAACAGACAGUAUAGAGGUAAGUUGGACAAAGGAGCAGUUCUUAAAGCCAUAUGUUCUGGUUUCCAAGAGACCACUGAACCAUCUGUCUGUUUAAGUGAAGAUAUUCAAACCAACGAGUGCUUGGUAAAUAAUGGUGGGUGCUGGCAGGAUAAAGCUACUAACGUAACAGCGUGCAAGGACACUUUUCGGGGAAGAGUUUGUGAAUGCCCUGUUGUUCAAGGCGUAAAGCUUUCGGGUGACGGUUAUACCCAUUGUGCAGCUUCAGGAUAUCAACGUUGUGCAAUAAACAACGCAGGUUGUUGGAAGCAGACUCGUGAUGGAAAGACAUACUCUGCCUGUGAUGAAAGUUCCAACGGUUGCAAGUGCCCAUCGGGUUUUACUGGUGAUGGGGUCACUUGUGAAGAUAUUGACGAGUGCAAAGUAACGGGUGCCUGCAAAUGCCCUCAUUGCAAAGAUUGCAAGAACACUUGGGGAAGUUACGAGUGUAGCUGCAGUGAUAGUAUGCUAUAUAUGCACGAACAUGAUACAUGUAUAAUUAAAGAAGCUAGAAUCGUUGGUAGUUGGAACCUUGUAUGGGUCGUUUUCUUUGUUUUGGCUGCUGCUGGAGGUGGAGGUUUCCUGGUGUACAAAUAUCGAAUCCGGAGAUACAUGGAUUCAGAGAUCCGGGCCAUAAUGGCACAAUACAUGCCAUUGGAUAAUCAGGUUGGAGAAAGAGAGUCACAUGAAAAUCUCCUUUCCCGUGGGAAUGUCUGAGUGCCAAAGAAGAUGAGGAGAGUCCACCAUUUCAAUAGAUUCCUUUCCUCAUGUUUUUGUUUCUUUGGAAGUAUUUGUAAAUAUGAAUUCUCGGAUUAUGUUCUGAAAGCUAGUAUUAGACAAGGGUAGGAACUCUCAUGCAUCUCUAUAACCUCAAAUGUACCCGCAAGAGUUGUCCUUUUAUUUUUAUUUUUGAACGCUGCUUACUGAAAAUGGAGCAUCCAAUAUGUUUGAUUUCUUGGUCUUGAUUGUAUUGGAAUGAACGGGAAAUGUAAAAUAAUGAAUCAACGGACACAAGAUUUCAAGCCA